ACAGGCUGUACGGUUUUAACUGGAAUUACGCGCUCAUUAUGGUCGAUGAAUUUCCCCGAACAACGUGGUUCAAGAACCCGGAGUAUGUCAGUGAAGACAGCUACCGCAGCGACCGAGUAUCAAAUUCAAGCGCCGAGCAGUGUUCUUUCAAACGGUUCUAAAAUCAUGUGCAAAUUUCUAUUACAGUGUCUUUUAAUGACCCGAGUCUUACACUCAGUGAUCGGUUUACCUACUCAGGGUUACAUCGAUCGGUACCGAUUGGAAACUUACGAGAGUUCAUCCGGAGAACUGAACGACACUAAUCUCUUCGACGAUCUGACUUUCCGAUUCACCUGCGAGGGAAAGCCGAUCGGUCUAUACGCAGAUCCGAAUUUCGAUUGCCGAAUAUUUCACGCCUGCGACGAUUCGGGAAAAGGUUUCCCUAUCAUUUGCCCCAACGGCACUCUGUUCGAUCAACGAGGACGGAUCUGCACCGACGAGGAGAUCGACUGCGAACACGCGAACGAGUGGUUUUAUUUAAACGAGCUACCCUUGUCCGUGGAGGAAGAAGAUGCUACGGAAGCAGGAGUCGAGCAAAGAGAAAUCCCGUCGGUGCUGCCUCUCAAUAAUUAA
This is a messenger RNA of Ceratina calcarata, 612 nucleotides long. RefSeq lists its product as uncharacterized. Gene Ontology annotation, molecular function: chitin binding. The coding region runs from base 46 to 612 and encodes 188 amino acids. Gene Ontology annotation, cellular component: extracellular region. NCBI's taxonomy places the organism in Eukaryota, Metazoa, Arthropoda, Insecta, Hymenoptera, Apidae. The record is from RefSeq and is a predicted model, not a curated record. The transcript is spliced from 4 exons.